AUGAGUGUCUCCAUGCUGAGCUACACUGGACUCCUGGGUGGUAUCUUUGGGCUUCUACAAGUGGCCUCUCUGCUUGGCCUGGUUCUGCUGUUGCUCAAGGCAGCCCAGUUCUACUUGCGCAGGCAAUGGCUACUCAAAGCCCUGAAGCAGUUCCCAGCGCCUCCCUCUCACUGGCUCUUCGGACACCAGCAUGAGUUUCAAAGGGACACAGAGCUGCAACAUUUCUUGACAUGGGUUCAGAAAUUCCCAUGUGCCUGUGCUCGCUGGUUGUGGGGAGACACAAUUAUGUUCCAUGUUUAUGAUCCUGACUACAUGAAGGUGAUUCUAGGGAGAUCAGACCCAAAGUUAAGAGAUACCUACAGAUUCAUGGAACCAUGGAUUGGGCGUGGUUUGCUUCUGCUGAAUGGGCAGACAUGGUUCCAACACCGGCGGAUGCUGACUCCAGCCUUCCACUAUGACAUCCUGAAGCCCUAUGUGGAGCUUAUGGCUGACUCUGUCCGAGUGAUGCUGGACAAGUGGGAGAAGCUUACCAUCCAGGACCCAUAUCUGGAGAUUUUUGAACAUGUCUCCUUGAUGACCUUGGACACCAUCAUGAAGUGCGCCUUCACCUAUCAGGGCUGUGUCCAGUUGGACAGGAAUUCCCACUCCUACAUCCAGGCCAUCAAGAACAUGAACAAACUGGUGGUUUCCCGUGUGAGGAAUGCCUUCUACCAGAAUGAUAUCAUCUACUGGUUGACCCCUGAUGGCCUCUUGACCCGCCAAGCCUGUCAGCUUGCCCAUCAACACACAGACAAAGUGAUUAAGCUGAGAAAAGCUAGUCUGCAAGAGGAGGGAGAGUUGGAAAAGAUGAAGAGGAAGAGGCAUAUGGAUUUCCUGGACAUUCUCCUAUGUGCCAAAAUGGGGAACGGGAGCAGUUUAUGCAACAAGGACAUUCGUGCUGAAGUGGAUACAUUUAUGUUUGAAGGCCAUGACACCACAGCCAGUGGCAUCUCCUGGAUCCUCUAUGCCCUGGCCAAGCAUCCCAAGCAUCAGCAGAGUUGCCGGGAAGAGAUCCAAAGUCUCCUGGGAAAUGAGGCCUUCAUCACAUGGGACCACCUGAAUAAGAUGCCUUACACUACCAUGUGCAUCAAGGAGGCCCUGCGACUCUACCCUCCAGUGCCAAACAUUGGCAGGGCACUCAGCAAGCCCAUCACCUUCCCUGAUGGACGAUCCUUACCCAAAGGAAUCAGAAUCUCACUGAAUUUUUAUGCUCUUCACCACAACCCGAAAGUGUGGUCGGAUCCAGAGGUGUUUGAUCCAUCCAGAUUUGCACCAAGCUCGUCUAGACAUACCCAUGCAUUCUUGCCCUUCUCAGCAGGAUCAAGGAACUGCAUCGGGAAACAAUUUGCUAUGAUGGAGCUGAAGGUAGCCGUGGCCCUGAUUCUGCUCCGCUUUGAGUUAUCACUGGACCCAACAAGGGUUCCCUUGCCAAUUGUUGGACUUGUGUUGAAGUCCUGCAAUGGAAUUCACCUGCAUCUGAAGAAGCUCCUCUAA
Molecule: messenger RNA, 1533 nt
Organism: Orycteropus afer afer
Lineage: Eukaryota; Metazoa; Chordata; Mammalia; Tubulidentata; Orycteropodidae
Product: cytochrome P450 4A11-like
Exons: 12
Coding region: 1-1533 (510 amino acids)
Molecular function (GO): monooxygenase activity; oxidoreductase activity, acting on paired donors, with incorporation or reduction of molecular oxygen; iron ion binding
Source: RefSeq, a predicted model, not a curated record